Messenger RNA from Thamnophis sirtalis, 4392 nucleotides. RefSeq names its product leucine rich repeat containing 10B (gene LRRC10B). The record is from RefSeq and is a predicted model, not a curated record. Gene Ontology annotation, cellular component: cytoplasm. Gene Ontology annotation, molecular function: protein binding. Lineage: Eukaryota; Metazoa; Chordata; Lepidosauria; Squamata; Natricidae.
UCGUCUUCCUCCGGAGACUCCUUCCAGGAAGGACCCAGUCUCAAGGGCUGGUGGAGCUUAGCCGGUUGCCAUGCCUUGGAGGAUUCCCUGUGGAGGCGGUGGCGGUGGCAGUGUUCAUCCUGCUCACACCUUCCCUUGUCUCUGAGGAUGGGCAGUGGUGGUUCCUCAGGCAGGGAGGAGCGGCUGCCAUCAGUGGCUGAAGAACAGCUGAGUGGAGGGGAUCAGAUGCUAGAGCUCUCUGGGCGCUACCUGAGGAAGCUGCCGACGCCAGUAUGUGCCCUGAGCACUCUGCAGAAGCUCUACAUCAGUGGCACGGGGAUCACACAGCUGCCUGACGAGAUUGGGGGAUUGCAAGAGCUACGCAUCCUGGCCCUGGACUUUAACAAGCUGGAGGAAGUGCCCAGAACCUUGUGCUGCCUUCCCCACUUGACUCGGCUCUAUCUGGGCAGCAACCGCCUCUUUGCCCUCCCUGCGGAAUUCUGUCAGCUCAAGACUCUCCGUUGCUUGUGGAUUGAGAGCAAUUAUUUGUACCACUUUCCCCAGGUUCUCCUCCAGAUGCCCGAACUGCAAUCCUUGCAGAUGGGAGACAACCGUCUCAAAACCUUACCAAGUGGCCUGCCACUCAUGAAGGGUCUUCGAGGACUUUGGUUGUAUGGAAACCGUUUUGCGGAGUUUCCAAAACCUUUACUUCGCAUGAGUCAGCUUCACAUUCUUGAUGUGGACCGUAACAAGCUGACUGAAUUCCCUGACUUGAGUCACCUGCGGAGGCUCCGACUUUUCUCCUAUGACCAUAAUCCAGUGGAAGCACCGCCCAGUGUGGCUGACACUGUCCUUGUAGUGGGUGAGGGAGCACAGGAAUUCAUGGAGGCUAGGGAGGAACGUCUCCAGGCUCUUCGACAGCAGAAAGCAGAAGAGCAGGAAGAGAAUGAAUCUGAAGUUUUACAACCCAAUAUGAAAAAUGAUUCCACUGUAUUGGAGGAGGAGGGAAGCUUUUCUGCUCUGGAAUGCUCUCCUGAGGAGACAUGAAAUAUUAGUAAUGGCAUGAUUGCUGCUAAAGAAAUCUAGUAGGUACUGAUAGGUUUUCAAAUCUGCAAUUGACUUGUAGAAAAUUAAGAGCUGGGCACUCCCCCUUGUCUCAAAAGUUGCAGUCAGAGGCAGGAUUGUGGGUAGCAGAUGACUACAAUAGUUGAUAGCCCUUUGUAAAGAACAUUGAUCACCUAUUCAUCAGAAAGCUUGUUGUCUUCUUAUUCUGAAUGGAAUCAUGGGCAGCCUCUGCCAAAAUGUCUGUAGUGCUUUAUGGGUAAUUUUGUGUUCUGUCUAAUCCUAGGGCACAACUCCCUAAUUUGAAGUAUCUAUAAUGACCACAUAUGGCUGACAGAAACAGAAUUUCAGAUUGACAUUCUAUUUGCCUGGCAUUGUAAAGUGAAUCUCAAAAGCAAGACAGGAUAAAGCCAUUUUUUUGGUUUAUUCCCCAGUCCAUCCCCAUAAUAACUUUCAUUGUCAAAAUUUUAAUCCCAUAACUGGAAUUAGACUUGGAGGGAAACCUAUUCCUUCAGCUGUUAGGUUUGAGAAGAAGCUCAGGUGAAAUCCUUGUUUGUGCAUAGAGCUAUUUGUCCUGGAAAAGCUUUGCUUCUAUUCUUUUUACAGCAGGAAAAAGAGUCAUGCAUUACUCUGUUGCUUUCCUGGACUUUCUAUUCCCUUAAAGGGGCACAGAAGCAAAACUGAUAUGACCUUGGCCACUGCAGAUUUGCAUGGAUAUAGAACCGAAGAGGGAGGCGGCCACAGGACUUUUUCUUGUAUGGGAGUGUGACAGGUUCAUUCUCCUGGGGUCCUUUGGGCUAGAUUUGUAUUAAAUCUAAGCAAUAAAAGCCUGUUAGAGAAGAGAAGGAGGGAAGGGCACACAUUCUCAGGGAGAUUGCUACAAAAGCAGGAGACCAAAGGUGUGAGGUAUCGCUGUUUUAAAGAGAGUUGUAAACGAAAUUACAGUACCUAGUGAAUGGAAUCAUGUUUCUCAGGCAUCCUUGUUACAUAUAUUAGAAAUCCUGCUUUUGCUAUAUCUGAUUGCGCACUUUUCUCUGUUUUCCUGCUUCUGAGAUUUCUUUGCUUCCCCUUUCUGAUUUCCUUUUUUCCAUAAUUAUCUGCUGCUGUCCUUCCCUGCCUCCCUUUUCAGAAUACAUUUCUUUGUCAACUGAGUUCAGUCUUUCUCUGGACUGAUAGCACUUUCCUCAGCCUCAAUUUCAAUAUCUGUCCUGGCACAAUAUGGUAGCCAGCAUCAACAAAGUUAAUGUCUUUUUCUUGGAUUAAUUUUAGCUUUAUAAUGAACAUUUAUGCUGUAUGUUGUCUUAUUAUAGUUUAUUUUUCAUUAAUUUUUCAUUAACAUAUAUGGAAAUAUAUACCCCCCCUUCAUUCUCACUGUUGUUUUCUUCUGACAGAGAAACAAAGAAAGGCUUUCAGUGUAGUACAGUGAUACUGAGUGCAAUUAUCAGCUUCACCUUUUUUCCUUUUUAAUUGGUUGCAACCAUUUUACAUGGGAUGUUUUCACACCUUUGUUAGGCUAACCACCUAAUCACUGUCCUUUUUUGGUGUGUGAAAUCUCAUACCAUGGAUGUUCAGUCCCACACCUAAGUCAUUCAUAUGCAGCUUCUGCCUCAUAGCCACAUGGUGCUGUCAUAAUUGAAGUACACAGUAGCAAUUUUUGUUGGCUUCCAUAUCCAUUUUUAGCAUCACAGUGUUUACUGCAGUAAGUGAGGCCGUAUGUUUGAAAUAUUAGUUCGAUAAUUGAACUGUUGAACAUUUUGUCAAAGCAAACAAUAGAUUUGGCAUGACAUAGGUUCCCACCCGAACUAGGUCAGUAUUUACCAAACUGAUGUUUUCUUCUUCUAAGAGGUUUCGUAUAGUAAUUGUCUCUGUAUUCAUUACAAGAAUUCAAAAGGGAAAAAGAAUUCAUUUCUCACUUUUAAGUGAAUUUUAAUCAUGACUGUAAUGAACUCUGUAGUUCUGUGCUAACCACAGCAACUUGAAAACAUUCAGAUAAUUCAUGACAACUUUUUCUCAGUAUUUAAGAAACAGGACCUCAUAGACCAAAAAUUUUGCUGGAUUGGUUUUAAUCUUCCAUGAAUAUUUCCUUUCUAGAAUGCUAUUUAGCAUGCCAGAGGAAUUGAAAAAACAUGCUGACUACAAACUGGUGAUGGUUCAUAACAUGUGUCAUUCAGCAUUAAGAAGGGUUCACAUUUGGCAAAGUUCUGCUUACUUGGCAAACACUGAAAAAGUAGUGGGUUGGUUAGCAACUAAAAAAUGCAGUAGAGAACACAAAUACUUAAGCCAUGAAAAGCUAAAUUGGCAGGGUCCCUGUUAGAAAAAUAUUGAGUAUGCUUGAUGAUAUAAUGUAAUUAUGAGGAAUGGGUGGAAUUGUGUCAUCUUUGAAAAACACAAUUAGGGCUGUCCCUGUCAGAGACAGAGCUGUCCCUCUGCCAUUCCCUCUGUUGAAAAACAUUUGCACCACUUAGCUUGUUCUUCAUUCCUGUACUAGCUUGCUACCUUCAGGUGCUACUCAAUUACCAGUAUUAAAGUUGUAUUCAUGUGCUAAACGAAUUCAUACAUCUUAACAUUUGCCUUGAGUAGCUGAGUCUUGGGUUAGCAUCAAACUGAGGUUUUACUGCACUUCAGGCAAAUGCAUUUUGUCAUUAGGACAGGGAAUUUUCAAUCCUUGAUAGAGGUUGGAGAGUGGUCUUUGCAGCAACCAGCAUCCUGCCGGAGUAGAGCAGGUGGCCUACUGUGCAAUACACUACAAAUUAUACAAUAAUUGUCCAACUGUAGCCCCAGGAAGGGUUGUGAGAGCCACAGUAAUCUCUAAGCACGUUUUCUUAUUUCAAGUGGCUGUGACCCAGGGCUCUUUAGUAAUACUAAAGAACUGGUUCUCUGCAGUUAGCUAGACGUAGAAUUAAAUAUUGUUUCUUAUGGCAGUUAUAGAAGAUUGACUAGCAAAAAUCCUUCUGUGAUACUUCCAAUUAGAUUCUGAUUAACAAAGAAUCAUUUCUAACUUUAAUUAGAAGCUUCCCAGGUGUAGCGUCAGUCUCUAAUUGUGAUCUGUUCAUAGCAUCCUAACUAUCCCUUAAUUAAUUGCCUUUCCCAACAGGAGCUUUAAGCUAUUGGUUUUUGGUUUCCUUGAAAAAAUAUCAUGGAAUCAUGCUACUUUUAAAUUUAAAAUUUAAAGGGAAAAUAAUUAAAAGAAAAUGAUAGUGCUGAUAGAAAUUAGGGUUGACUAAUAAAAAAGGUAAAAUCAGUAACACUCUGACCACAAUGAACAGGAAAUAAUUAGUGGCUACAGCUACUAGAAGAAGCUUUUAUUUAAAAUAAAAAUAAAUUUAUCUUGAAAAAUGUGGUGGUGUUUUA